GCCAAGUGGAUUUAUCGCGGUAUAUUGGUAGUCAAUGUGAUACUCAAUGUGUGGAUUGUGGCGGCACGGCAGAUUUGUCAGCAGCGGGAACUUUUAGGGCGAGUACGAGAAAGUGUUGAGACGUACCGUGAGAGCGUUCUGACCGCUGCAGAUGAUGAAUAUGCAUCGAUACGUCGGCAUCAUGCCAUUUUGAAACAAGGGUCGCCUAUGCUGUCCAUCUACCCUGUAUUUCGGGACAACCAGUGGCAGCGUGUGCCUGGCCUUCUCUUAGUCGAGGAGGACAUAAUCGCCCUCUGUGCCGGAGACUCGACUCCCGCAGAAGUAGAGGAGCUGGACCUGGAGAGCACCGAGAAGAGGGAGAACCAUAGUAGGAAUGUAGAGGAAGGGCCGCAUCACCCCUUCCUCGCGUCCACGCCCGCGCAAGGGAAGCCUGAAGUGUUGCCCGCCGGGAGCAAGGUCGGCAUGCGUCCUGACCGCCAGACUUCCUUCUUGCGCAAGAGCGCCCUGUCUCCUGUCUCGCAACGAUUGCUGGUUCUAUGCAGAGACAUGCGCUGCUUUCGCCUGCGGGCUACGCCCAUGAAGGCCUUCCUGGAGGAGAUGCUCCGCCCCGACCGAGCCGGCUCGCCGCCAGACACGCUCUUCGCCAAGGAUAUGCGUAUCUCGCGUUCCGCUGCGAAAUACGGAGUCUUGGCAUUGAUGUUGAUUCUGCUGGUGGCUGCCUCAGUGCGCUUUCUGUGGCAAGAACAGGAGAAGACCUCGUGGGCCCACUUUCUGCUCGUGGAGCCCGCCUGUCUGGCCAUCCUCGCCCUUCCCGUAGCCAGGCCCGCCCUGUCCCUGCUGGCGGAGGCCCUCAGCAUCGCACGCCUACUGACAGUGGUGGAGGAUUUGCAUCUGGCGCAAUGGCAGGGCAACUGGGGGGCGCAAAGGAAGGGAGAGGCGGAAGCGGACCUGGAGCCGGAGCGACGCAUCCGGCUGAAGUCCGCUCGCCGUGACCGGAUGCCUGUGAGGAGGUUUAUGAGAUACGCUGCCGCCACCUUGCGCGCACGUUUGCUGCCCGUACCGCUGUUACAACCCCCUACUCGGUCCGCCGCAGCACAGCAUGUGCCUGUCACGAUUACAGGGGGCCACCAGGGGGCUAAGCUUCA
Molecule: messenger RNA, 1145 nt
Organism: Nannochloropsis gaditana CCMP526
Exons: 1
Source: RefSeq, a predicted model, not a curated record